This is a messenger RNA of Hyla sarda, 1050 nucleotides long. RefSeq names its product developing brain homeobox 2 (gene DBX2). Gene Ontology annotation, biological process: regulation of transcription by RNA polymerase II. The transcript has 5 exons. Bases 1 to 1050 code for a protein of 349 amino acids. Gene Ontology annotation, molecular function: DNA binding; DNA-binding transcription factor activity, RNA polymerase II-specific. Lineage: Eukaryota; Metazoa; Chordata; Amphibia; Anura; Hylidae. The record is from RefSeq and is a predicted model, not a curated record.
AUGAUGUCUGGAGUUUUGUCACCCCAUGCUGUGAACUGGGACCUGAUGGCACAGUCUCCUUCAGCCCAGCACACCAGGGAACCUCAUGGCUGUGGAGAUGUGGGCAGAAGUUUCCUAAUAGAAAAUCUAUUGAGGGAUGUUGAGAAACCUGCUAUGAAGUAUGUCCCUGUGGCUUGCAGCACUUUGCCAGUAACACUGUGUCCUGCAGCGGAACAAAUCAGCCCCUUGGGAGGUACAUAUCCUGCAACAUGGGCUUUUCACCUCAUUAAUCUAUCAGAUGGGCGGCAGCUUCCCUACCUCCAAACAGCUGCUUUCCCCCCCAACACAGGUGUCUCUAAAUACUUCCAUCUUCAAUCACUGCCAUUCUAUGCUGCCUGCUGUGGUAGGUCCUGUCAGCACCCAACCUCCCCCACUGCUUUUCCAAGAAAUGAACAUGAACUCCGUCUGAUACCAGAAGAUUCAAACUCCAAAACAAGAAGAGUAAUCUUAAGACGAGCAGUAUUUUCUGAUGAUCAGAGAAAGGCUCUUGAGAAAAUGUUCCAAAAACAGAAGUAUAUCAGCAAAGCUGACAGGAAGAAACUUGCCGUAAAGCUUUCUUUAAAGGAAUCUCAGGUAAAAAUCUGGUUCCAGAAUAGAAGAAUGAAAUGGAGAAAUUCCAAAGAAAAAGAAGUCCUUUCCAAUCGCUGUUUAAAAGAAGGACAUUUUGAAGAAACAUACUCACAUGCAGCUCCGAGCCAUCGGGCUGUGCAGCACCACUUGAAAGUUCUGCAAGUGGAGUGGAAGUUUGCCAACAAGCAAGGUGAAAUUUGCAGAGUUAGAGUACAAGACACCAGGUUGGUGACCUUGCAACCCAACACAGAGACUAUCAUCUGGUGUGCGCAUGCCGGAGUCAAGAAUAGAGACUAUCAAGCCCUGUUGAAGCCUCUGCAACUAGAAGACCACCCUCUUGUUAGAGCUGUGAGAAGCCUUGCCACUGUUACCAACAGAAUAGUUCCAGUCCGGUUAGUCAACUUGUCUGAUCUACUGUUUUACCCAAAUACACCCCAGUAG